Messenger RNA from Aspergillus pseudotamarii, 531 nucleotides. RefSeq lists its product as uncharacterized. The transcript has 2 exons. NCBI's taxonomy places the organism in Eukaryota, Fungi, Ascomycota, Eurotiomycetes, Eurotiales, Aspergillaceae. The record is from RefSeq and is a predicted model, not a curated record. Bases 1 to 531 code for a protein of 176 amino acids.
AUGCGGUGGAUAUCCUCCUUUAUCUCUUUUCUGGUCCUCUGCAUCUCAGCCAGCAAUGCAAUGGUCGAUAAGAUGUGUAUGGAUAAUAUGGGCGCAAUCGGCCAGGUGGCACAGAGCCAACUAGGCCCUGUGUUCAAUGCACAGGUCUGCAGUAAGGGCAUAAAGCCCAGUAAGGCAGACUGGAAAUGGCUCGAGCCUCACAUGCAGGCAAUGAUCAACAAUGUGAGAAAAUGUUCUCAGAAACCCGAUCUACCAAAUUACAAACCGAAAUUCGAAAGGCUUGCAGACCACAUUGUGAUGAAAUGUACAAGACCCAGCCACAAUUACUGCAAGGCAGAUGAUCUUAAAGAGGUCAAAUCAUGUGUAGUUGGGGAGGCCCUUGGAUGGGGAAUGAUGAACAUGGAUAUGCUGAAAUACGUCGACAAAAGGAACUGUGAAAAGCUCGUCCCCUGCUUGAAGAAUCCGAACACUUGGACGCCUGCCAAACAGUUAAUAAAAGAAUAUGCCCGGUAUAAAAAGGCACAUGCUUAA